Molecule: messenger RNA, 869 nt
Organism: Folsomia candida
Lineage: Eukaryota; Metazoa; Arthropoda; Collembola; Entomobryomorpha; Isotomidae
Product: isochorismatase domain-containing protein 2
Exons: 4
Coding region: 149-760 (203 amino acids)
Cellular component (GO): cytoplasm
Source: RefSeq, a predicted model, not a curated record
AAUGUUUUUGAUGAGACGAGUUUAUUACAUAACAAGUGUGAAAGAUUAGUAAUUGUUUUCUGGUCAACAAAUUUUCCGGAUAAAUAAACUUUAAACUAUUGACAUUAAAUUGUUUGUUAAAGUUUAGUUGUUGUAACCCUUAUUAAUUAUGGCUGCCGGAAUGGUGGGUCGCCUGAGUGGGAAAUUAAUCCCAAAAAAUAGCUCUCUUUUCCUUUGCGAUAUGCAGGACAAAUUUCGACCUUCAAUAAAAUAUUUUGACGCAAUUGUUUCAAAUUCGGGGCGAUUGUUGAGGGCAGCCUCAAUUCUGGAUAUGCCAGUCGUUUGUACGGAACAGUAUCCGCAAGGACUUGGGAAAACCGUUCCAGAGCUGGGAAUUGAAGCUUACGGGAUCAAGGCGCUGGAUAAGACGCUAUUUUCCAUGUGUCUUUCCCCCGUUGUUGAACAAUUAAAGAAAACGCCGGACGUCAACUCCAUCAUUUUGUGUGGGAUCGAAGCGCAUGUGUGUAUCCAGCAGACCGCUCUGGACCUAAAGAAUUUGGGUUAUGAGGUUUUCGUCGUGGCGGAUGCGUGCAGUUCUCGAGGUCACGUGGAAAGAAAGUACGCUUUCAGCCUUUUGAAACAAGCCGGAUGUUGGUUGACGACGACGGAGAGUGCAAUCCUCGCCUUGGCUGGGGGCUCGGCACAUCCACGAUUUAAAGAGUUGCAAGCCCUAAUUAAACAAGAGGGACCAGAUACGGGCUUGAUGGACUUGAACAUUUAAUUUACAUAAUUUAUGAUUAUAAUUAUGUAAUAUUAAGACAAAAGUUAUAUUUUUUGUGAUUUAAAACGAAAAACCAAAGAUUAUAAUUUUAUUUAGUAAUAAUUCCAAA